Molecule: messenger RNA, 1206 nt
Organism: Heterobilharzia americana
Lineage: Eukaryota; Metazoa; Platyhelminthes; Trematoda; Strigeidida; Schistosomatidae
Source: the annotation of a GenBank genome assembly
AUGAGUAACUGUGAUGAACAUAUUAGAGACCUUAGAGAGCAAAUAGAGCUUCCAUGUAACAAAAUCUGCGCUGACUGUCAUCACAACGUUGUCAAAUUCGCUUCUUUAACAUUUGGAGUGUUUCUUUGUGAGCUAUGUGGAGUAUCACACCAGGCUCUAAAUGGGAACAUCAAAAGAAUUGCCAGUGAUAAUGAAAACACUCUUAUUUGGUCAGACGACUGCGUAUUACGAUUGAAGAAGUUUGGAGGCAACAAAGUUGUCAAUCAAAAAUUAGAGUCAUCUCUCCCGGUUUAUUUUCGUCGUCCGUGGCCUGGAACAUCAUGCCCCACUUUCCUCCGAGAGUCAUUUGUCAGGUCAAAAUAUGUUCAUGAAGAGUUCACCAGUGAAGCUACUGGGAGAGGUGCACAGAAUCAAUUUGCCUGCUCCUUCAAGUCGGGUGUGUUAUUGAAAAAGUUACGCGAUUCCACUACAUUUUGUGAACGUUUUUUCGAGUUGUCUGUUGAAGGUAACUAUCUUCGCUACUAUAUCAAGCCAGGGGAUUCACAACCUAAGCAGUCCUUAGAUUUGGAGAGACUUAACUUCACGUUUGUUCCAUCUAAAGACUUUGGACUUCCACCACAUACUGCACUUGUUCAAUUUGUACAAAACUCUUCAACUAGGCAUAUGUUUGUGCGAUCUGAAGACAGUAGAACUAUAAUCAAUUGGUAUAAUGCCAUACGGCUGGGCAAAUACCACCGUCUUUGCUUAGGUCUCAGUGGUAUGGGUGUCACCUUAUCUCCAUCUGAUUUGAGUGAAAGGUUAACUAGGGAUCUGGAUAUGGUCGGCUGGCUUUACAAAACAGGACCAAAGAAAAAUGAUGCAUGGCGUCGCCGUUGGUGCAUGAUUUUACACCGGCAUUUUCUAUAUACCGACCAUCCUUUAAGCGCAUUCGCUAAAGGAGAGUUGUUCAUAGGUUCUAAUAAAGAAGGAUACUCAGUUACAAGUGGCACCCCUGAUGGCUGGAGUCGACAUAAUGGGUACACACUAACUAUUUAUACAUCUUUAAGACCAUUUGUAUUUUCUGCGGAUAAAAAAGAAGAACAGGAAAAGUGGGUCGAAAUUAUUCGGAAAAUAACCAGUAUCCCUUUGACUCUCGCGGAACACAAACAAGCGGCUUUAGUUGCUACAAAGCGUACACAUGCACUUGACUUCCUCCGAAACUCCUAA